UUUGUAACCGAAAAAGUUAAGAAUUCUUUCUGAAGAUUUUAUUUGGAAAAGAGUUAAAUGGCAAUGCUGCUCAAAGAACGAUAUUAUUAAGUGGAUGAGUAUAUGGUAUAUGGCAAACACGGCCAGAGAGUGUGUGAUGAUGAUGAAGUAUGAAGUGGAGAGAAGGACUUGGAGCAGCAAAAGAAAAGGCGGAAAAAGAUAUUUAAAAGACUCAGAGCUGUGCUAUCCCACAAUUCAAUCGUUUACAUGUGAACGCUAAAAAUGGCGUCGAAAUUCAAGGUUGGAGAUCUUGUAUGGGCGAAAAUGAAAGGUUUCUGCGCCUGGCCCGCCAAGAUUAUUGAACCCAUGUCUGAAGUUAAAAGACCAACUAGCAAGAAGACACAUCAUUUUGUUUUUUUUUUUGGUUCUGAAAACUAUGCCUGGGUUCAAGAAGAUAGCAUUUAUAAUUAUCAAGAUAAUAAAUCUAAAUACACACUUACUAGUAGAAUUCCAAGAGGCUACAAUGUCGCUAUUGAAGCCAUAGAAGAUGUUAUAAAAGCUAUGCCUUCUCAGGUACCAGUUAAAACAUCUGAUUUGCCUACGAUAGAUGAAGAACUGGCUCAGAUAUUCCCAAACAGGUCUUCUUCAUCAGGACCACACAAAGAUUAUACUAGGGAGCCUUUAUCUGGAAAAAAGAUUGCAAAAAAGAAAAUCCUGUCCAAUUCAAUUAAGAAGUAUGUGUCAUUAGCAAGUAAUGGGAAAGAUUCCAGUAAAGUGGACAAAGUGAUGCACAGGGACAAACAUGAGUCUUCAGCUUCCCAAUUCAAAAAGAAGUCAGUUGCGAGGAUUAACAUCAGAAAUUCCCGAUCAGAUAAUGUCAGGCUCCAGGCAAAAGAAAAAUCGAAGUCUCCCGACAAAGAAACUAAGGAUGAAUCUUCACCACUGAAGCCAAGCUUAAAACGACUAAGCUCUUCUAAUUAUGCACCAAAAAAUAAGAAAUCAAAAAUGGUUGUUAGAGUUGCAGCACCACAAACUAAGACUGAUAUUCCAAGUAGAAAAUCUGUCAGCAAAAAGGCUAAUUUAUCUUUAAAUCGCAAGAACAGUCCAUUAAAGCCAAAAGCCCAUCAAAAUUCUAUCAAACUCACUGAGAAUAAUGUAUAUGAAUCAGCACAGUUACCAGUGAAGUCUGUAUCAUCUGCCACACAAAUUGAAGAGACUCUUCUUUCAAGGUCUAUUUCUUCAGUUAAUACAAAUGUUUAUCCUACAAAAUUGAAAAUUGGUUUCCUUGGUUUGGGGAUCAUGGGGCAAGGAAUGGUGAUGAAUUUAAUUCGUUCUGGCCAUGAGGUUACUGUCUGGAAUCGAACCUCAACUAAGUGUCGGGAUUUUAUUAAAGAAGGUGCCUUAAAGAAAAACACACCUGCAGAUGUUGUACAUGCUUGUGACAUUACCAUUUCUUGUAUAUCUGAUACUGCAGCUGUGAAAGAUGUUGUGUUUGGUAAUUGUGGUGUGAUUCAAGGAAUUUCAUCUGGGAAAGGUUAUGUUGAAAUGUCUACUAUUGAUGAAGAAACAAUCAAAGAUGUUAGAGAGGCUGUUGUUUUAAGAGGAGGGAGAUUUCUCGAAGCUCCUGUGUGUGGUAGCAGAGUACCAGCAUUGGAAGGACAACUUGUUAUUCUUGCUUCUGGCGAUAGGAAGCUUUAUGAAGAUUGUCAUUCUAGUUUUGAAGCAAUGGGGAAAAGAUCGUUUUUUCUAGGUGAGACUGGUAUGGCAACUCGCAUGAAACUUGUCGUUAAUAUGAUGUUGGGUUCAAUGAUGGCAAGUUUAGCUGAAACAAUGGCUCUAGCUCAGAAAGCUGGUCUGGAGCAGGAAGACGUGGCAACAAUAUUAUCCUUAGGUCCAUUAGCUUCAACUACAGUUUGUUACAAAAGUCAAGCCAUAAUGAAUAACAAACAUGAUCCACAUUUUCCUUUACAACACCAGCAGAAAGAUCUACGAUUGGCAUUAGAUUUGGGUGACAGAGUCGAACAGCCUCUUUAUGUUGCUGCUGCAGCAAAUGAGCUCUAUAAAAAGGCUCGGCGUUUGGGUUAUGGUGAAAGUGACAUUUCUGCUGUAUAUCGUGCCACUAGUGCCUAAUUCCAAUGUUACUUUUUGAUAGUGACUUCUGCCAUUAAAUCUUAGAAUGUGUGUAUUCAUGUUACAAUUUCUAAAAAAAAAAAAAUAUGUGCUCAUAAAAAUGACUCCCGACACAAUGUAAUGGUAAAAAUUUUCAUUAUGACAGCAUUCUUACUAGGAUAUAAACAAAACAUCAUUUUUACUGUAUGAAAUAACAUUAUUAUUGCAUUAUUGAUUUCUCUGUCUUAACACUUUCCUCCAUUUUGUAAUAUCAUACUAUUUUCUAAAAGUCAUUUAAUUUCUUUCUCAUUUAUUGUCUUCCUGUCUAAAUGAAUUUUUUCUUCUUGUGAGUUAUGGAAAGUAUCAUAGAACUACAGUGUAUCUGCAGUUAUGGUGCUGUUACUACUAUUACUACUACUACAACUACUACUACUAUUAUUCACCUGGUCAAGAGAUCUUGUGUUCUGCUACAAUCACAUUUGCUGUGAAUAGGAAGAACUUUUUUGUCUUCUGGAACAUUUCAUAUUCACAUCAGUUUUAAAAAAUGAAAAUAUUAAGAAAAGAAAAAAAACACAACAAAAUAUAUCAUCAUUUCAUUGAAAGCAGAAGGAAAAAAAAAAAUGAUUUCUAAUCAUGUUGUGUAUAUAAUAGCAUAAAUUAGAGAUUCUGUAUGUAAUAUUCCACUGUUUUCAAAUCAGUUUCUACUUUUAUUUCUCUUACAUGGGAAUCUUGUAAAAAUAGAUAAGAUUAAAUGUAUGUGUGUGUUAUUUUUGAUAUUCAAAUGUUACUUCAGCUUUCUUAAAAUGUGUCCUCAGCUAAAUGUCUGCAGCAAAUGAUCAGAAAGUAUGUGUAAACUGAAAAAUUUAUUUAUGAAAUAUUUUUCAUCCAUAUUAGUCUUACUGCAAUUGUUUUAGUAUGAAUUUCUAUUGAAUUUGUUCUAAAAAUUCCUUAUGGCUAUGAUUUUUAUUCAAAUUCCUCAGUUCACUACAUGAAUUUAUUAUAUCACUUGUAUGUUUUUGUUUUUUUUUAUACAUACAUUUUCUUCCCCUGCAGAUUUAAAUAUAUUUGUUUCUGUGUACUUUGGGAUAUUCACCUAUCAUUUUUCUCACUCCAUAUUAAUAGAUAUAUAAAUUUCAGUUAAAGACAAAAGUUGAUCCUUGACUGAAUUAGUAAGUGAAUAUGCAAAAAAAAAAAAAUGUUGGUUGAUAGGGAAAAUACUGAUUCAAACGUGCAACAUGAGCUUCAUAAAGUUUGUUCAGUCGUUUUUAUGGUUCUAUUGACAAGUCGUAUUGUUUUAUCAUUGUAGACAAGUAGACAACAUUAAAGCUAACUCAUUAAUUCAUACUUUUUAUUCGUGUGUUUGAGAUUUGAUCAUGAUGUAUCACAUACACGUCAACAUAGGAAGUUAUCUUCUUUUUGUUAGUUCAAAUUUUAUUUUAUUUUAUUUUUUUAAGACAGGAUAUUUUUUCGUAGUUGUCCCUCCAUUUUACACAAUGUCCUUUUCAAAAGUUGUGAUUCAAAAAUUUCAAAUAAUUGGUUAUUGAUCACUGUUACUUUUUGAAUCCAACAGCUAAUAUCAUUGUUCACUUUAUACAAUAUUGAACUUCUACGUAAAUAAAAUGCUGCUGAAAAACAGUGGAAUUCUCUUCUGCUA
Messenger RNA from Octopus sinensis (East Asian common octopus), 3742 nucleotides. Its product is annotated as putative oxidoreductase GLYR1. The coding region runs from base 262 to 2109 and encodes 615 amino acids. The transcript is spliced from 15 exons. The record is from RefSeq and is a predicted model, not a curated record. NCBI's taxonomy places the organism in Eukaryota, Metazoa, Mollusca, Cephalopoda, Octopoda, Octopodidae. Gene Ontology annotation, molecular function: NADP binding; oxidoreductase activity, acting on the CH-OH group of donors, NAD or NADP as acceptor; NAD binding.